Molecule: messenger RNA, 2226 nt
Organism: Abrus precatorius (Indian licorice)
Lineage: Eukaryota; Viridiplantae; Streptophyta; Magnoliopsida; Fabales; Fabaceae
Product: katanin p60 ATPase-containing subunit A1-like
Exons: 7
Coding region: 214-1707 (497 amino acids)
Biological process (GO): microtubule severing
Cellular component (GO): microtubule cytoskeleton
Molecular function (GO): microtubule severing ATPase activity; ATP binding; microtubule binding
Source: RefSeq, a predicted model, not a curated record
CCUUUCACCUACACUUAACAUCCGAAAGAAAAACGAAAUGAAUAGGAGUUGGUGGAACCUGGCAUUCUAUUACAAUGGAAUAGAAAGUGGUUAAAAAAUUGAGAUGGAAAUACAAAGUUAGUUGGGGGCUGGUGGGGCCAUUCCGUUACGACUCCAAAAUCCUAAUCCAAACCAAACGAAUGCGUUGUGUGAUUGAGAGUUGAGGCGGUGAAGAUGAGUGGAGGUUCGUUGAGUGGGCUGCGAGAGCAUCUGAAGUUGGCAAGAGAAUACGCUGUGGAAGGACUGUACGACACUUCUAUCAUCUUCUUCGACGGCGCUGUUGCUCAGAUCAACAAGCACCUAAACAGAGUGGAAGACCCUCUAAUUCGUGCUAAAUGGAUGAACGUGAAGAAAGCACUGUGUGAGGAAACGCAAGUGGUGAAACAGCUCCACGAAGAGAGAAGGGCGUUUAAGGAAACUCGCCAUGCUUCCCAAUCCCAAUGUUCUUCCUCCUUCGUUUUUCAACCGUUGGAUGAGUAUCCCACUCCCACUAACUACGAUCCUGAUGUGUGGAGGCCACCCAGUCCCACUCAAGAUGCUAGAAGGCCCGCCAGGCCCACUACUCGCAAGGAUGGGGCUUGGGCCCGAGGUUCCUCGAGACCCGCCACUGCAACUAGUCGUGGCGCCAAGCCCAGGCCUAACUCUGGGCCCCGACCACCCACCACCGGAAAGAAAGGGAAGUCGAGCAAGGCGGAUUCAGUUAGUGGCGAAGAAGGGAAGUCAAAGAAGACGCAAUAUGAAGGUCCUGAUCCAGACUUAGCAGAAAUGCUUGAGAGGGAUGUGUUAGAAACGUCUCCUGGUGUUAGAUGGGAUGACGUUGCUGGCCUCACCGAAGCCAAACGACUUCUAGAAGAAGCUGUUGUGCUUCCCUUAUGGAUGCCUGAAUAUUUCCAGGGGAUUAGGAGACCGUGGAAAGGUGUUCUGAUGUUUGGUCCUCCGGGAACUGGGAAGACGCUUCUGGCUAAAGCAGUUGCUACUGAAUGUGGUACCACUUUCUUCAAUGUUUCUUCAGCUACUUUGGCUUCUAAAUGGCGCGGAGAGAGCGAGCGUAUGGUUCGCUGUUUGUUUGAUCUUGCAAGGGCGUAUGCACCUAGUACUAUUUUCAUUGAUGAAAUUGAUUCUCUUUGCAAUGCUAGGGGGGCUUCUGGGGAACAUGAAUCAUCCAGAAGGGUGAAGUCUGAACUUCUAGUUCAGGUUGAUGGUGUAAAUAAUAGUUCCACAAAUGAAGACGGUACCCGUAAAAUAGUAAUGGUUUUGGCAGCCACGAACUUCCCAUGGGACAUUGAUGAGGCACUCAGGAGAAGGCUGGAAAAACGUAUAUAUAUUCCUCUGCCCAAUUUUGAGAGCCGUAAAGAGCUGAUCCGUAUCAAUUUGAAGACUGUUGAGGUGGCCCCUGAUGUGAAUAUAGAUGAAGUGGCUCGCAGGACAGAGGGGUAUAGUGGAGAUGACUUGACAAAUGUCUGUCGUGAUGCUUCCCUCAAUGGUAUGAGGCGUAAGAUUGCGGGAAAGACGCGUGAUGAGAUCAAGAACAUGUCAAAGGACGAAAUUUCCAAGGAUCCUGUUGCAAUGUGUGAUUUUGAAGAAGCUUUGAAGAAAGUCCAACGAAGUGUUUCUCAGGCUGACAUUGAACGCCAUGAGAAGUGGUUUGCUGAAUUUGGAUCAGCAUAAAGACUCUGGCGUACAAUGGCAUUCUUUUUAACUACUACAGAUGAAAUGCCUCUAUUUGUUUUUUCCGUAUUCUCUUUCAAAGGGUAAAAAGAACUGAUGGGUGUUGAUUGCAUUUUUAGGUGUUGGAGGUGUCUUCAAUUGUUUAUUUUGUAUACGUAUCACUAUGAUUUAUGAAAAUAUAAUAUGAUAUGUUAUCAAAAUCAUUUAGGAGUUGGAAAAAAAUUAAGGCUUUUCCUUUGGCAUGAUGCUCCUCCAAGAAAUUGCAUGAGAAUUGGUAGGGGCCUAGCAGAAGGUGUGGUGGUGCUGCUGAUGAGGACGUUUUCCAUCAUUGUAUUGGGGAUUUGAAAUCAUGGUUUUUACAACCUUCCAGAGGAGGGUCAGCUGUUUUUCACGAUCAAAUGAUGAAGUGAUUACAUACUAUAAUAGUUUUAAUUUAAAGAUGGUUGCAUCAUUCGAAUUCAAAAUAAGGAAAUUUCAACUUUGCUGAUGAGCAGCAGUUUCAAAUUAUGGGUGUGUUUG